Molecule: messenger RNA, 4275 nt
Organism: Rhineura floridana
Lineage: Eukaryota; Metazoa; Chordata; Lepidosauria; Squamata; Rhineuridae
Gene: KLHL38
Product: kelch like family member 38
Exons: 4
Coding region: 445-2187 (580 amino acids)
Molecular function (GO): protein binding
Source: RefSeq, a predicted model, not a curated record
UGAACCAGCCUUCAGAGAGCCCUGACAGUGCCUUGAUACUAAACAAACCCAGAAAUCGCCCCCUAUGAAUCUUUCACCAGCAACAGAACAAUCUCAAGAAACUUUAAUGGCUUUUUAAAAAAAUAGACUUCAUGUUCAUGAGCUAGCCAUGGAAAGUUUCAGCAGAGAAUAAACAAGCCAAAGCAGGGAAGGAAUGAGGCUAUCAAAAAGAAAAACCCACGUAAUCCCAGAAUUCCAAUCUACCUGCUUUAUUAUACAAAACAAGAUGUUGUGUGAGUUUUUCUUCCCCUGCUUGGUCUUUUACUGGUGCAUACAGCUAGAUUUCCCAUUUCUGUACUAGAUGGACAAUAUUUAAAAGGACCAUUGGACUGUGAUCCUUCAAGUCAGGGAUUGUACCACUGAGAAUUCACGUUGGGCUACUGUUGACAUCCUUCUGCUUCUGCCAUGGAAGAGAAAUCCUCGCAAGACCUGCUCUUCAGAAAUCAGGAUUUCUCCUCUGAGCUGCUAAAGCAGCUCAACAUUUUACGACAAAACAGAAUCCUAACAGACAUUGUUCUAUGUACAGGUGACAUUGAAAUCCCUUGUCAUCGGAAUGUUCUUGCUUCAAGCAGCCCAUACUUCAAGGCAAUGUUUUGCAACAACUUUAAAGAGAGCAGUCAGGAAAAAGUCAACCUCAAGGGCAUAGACUCAAACAUUCUUCAUUGUGUUAUCAUUUAUGUUUACACGGGAGAGAUUCUCAUGACAAUGGAGAAUAUUUUGUAUCUAAUGGAGACUGCUUCCAUGCUCCAGUACAUGACACUGUUUGAGGCCUGCUCGGCCUACCUCCAAGACCAACUUGCUCCAGAUAACUGCCUCAGCCUGAUUAGGCUCUCAGAAAUUUUGCACUGUGAUAAUCUCAACAAGAAAGCCAAGGCAAUGGCUCUGAGGUGUUUCCCUGAAGUAGCCACUUCCGAAGACCUGAAAGAUCUUUGCGCAUUGGAGUUAAUAGACUACCUUGGAGAUGAUGAGCUCUGUGGAGAGGAGGAACAAGUUUUUGAGGCUCUCAUGAUUUGGGUGAGGCAUGAUCUCCAGGCACGGCAAGGCUAUAUCCAAGACUUGUUCAAGAAGGUAAGGCUUCAGUACGUUCAUCCAACAUUUUUUUUCCACUUCAUUGCCAACAACUCUCUAAUUCAGUCAUCCCCUGCAUGUCGAAAUAUCCUGGAACUGGCCACUAAGCAGAUGUUUUCUUUGUAUAGUGUCAAUGCUCCUGAUAUCAAACCUAUGUGGCAUGUUCCUCGGCGAUAUUCAUGCCGGGAAUUCCUCCUUAUGGUUGGUGGCCGGAAAGACAAUAAACAAACAACGAGAGAUGUCUUGCUGUACGAUGAGAAGACAAACCAAUGGCUGAGCCUUGCCAAAUACCCAGCAUGCCUCUACAAGGCCUCUGCAGUGAGCAUGCACAGUAAUGUUUAUCUCCUCGGAGGCAUUCCCAUUGGCAGUGGGAAAAACCAGGUCAGCGACAAUGUUUAUAUCUUCUCACUCAAACUUAACCAGUGGAGGCUGGUAGAGCCCAUGUUAGUUCCACGCUAUUCCCACAGGAGCAUUGCCUAUAAAAACUAUAUAUUUGCUAUUGGAGGCAUUGGAGAGAACCAGGAAAUCCUAAAUUCCAUGGAAAGAUAUGACAGUAUCUACAAUGUCUGGGAGCACAUGGCAAAUAUGCCUGUUGCUGUUCUGCAUCCUGCCGUGUCUGUCAAAGACCAAAGAAUCUAUCUGUUUGGAGGGGAAGACAUGAUGCAAAACCCUGUCCGGCUAAUACAGGUAUAUCAUGUGUCUAGGAACAUGUGGUUCCGAAUGGAGACCAGGAUGGUGAAGAAUGUCUGUGCACCAGCAGUUGUGAUUGGAGACCGGAUUUUUAUUGUUGGAGGGUACACCAGGCGAGUCAUUGCUUAUGAUACCAAGACCAACAAAUUUGUGAAGUGUGCGGACAUGAAUGACAGGCGGAUGCACCACGGUGCUGCGGCAAUAAAUGAGAAGCUGUAUUUGACAGGCGGUCGCUGCCUUACCAUUGACAAUGAAAUCAAAGACUCCGAUUCGCUCGAGUGCUAUGACCCCAAGACGGAUACCUGGGCUUCAAAGGGGCAACUACCACACAAACUGUUUGACCAUGCGUGCCUUGCACUCCAGUGUGUGCCUUAUGCCAGCCUCUUGUGAGAGGAAGGUGGAAGCCAUGUUGUUUUCCUCAAGUGGAAGGCCCAGAUUGCUAUCUGCAUGGAGAAUACUGGUAAACUUUUGCAAGAAAAGCCACCAAAAGGGUUUAUAUCUGCACCAUACAUUUAAAGCACUCUUAUACCACUUUAACAGUCAAGGCUUCCACCCUGAAGAAUCCUGGGAACGGUAGCUUGUUAAGGGUGCUGAGAGUUGUUAGGAAACCCCUCACAAUUCCUUUAACGCACUACAGUUCCCAGGAUUCUUUUGGAUCAAAGGGCCAUGACUGUUAAAGUGGUAUAAAAAUGCUAUAAAUGUAUGGUGUGGAUGUGACCAAGGAAUGAUAGAUGGGGGUGGAGAUAUUAGGAUUUCAGUUCUUGGUUCUGAAUCCUGUGUCUCAUCAUAUUGUGAGCUAAAGUGAGAAGUUUACCUCAGGUGGCAGAGUAUUUGGGUGUGAUUAAAGGUUUCUUGUGUAAUGUUAUAAUGUUGGCCGUUUUUUUGUUGUGGUUUUUUUGUUGUGGUUUUUUUGUUUUUUUUUAAAGAGGUUUCUUUAAUUUGGAUUUUCUGCCUCAGAUACCCAAAUGUACCCAGGGCCGGAUUAACCUGAGGAGGGCCCCUAGACUGAUUCUGAGCCGCCCGCCGUCCCAUGCCAUCCCCCCCGCUUCACCUACCUUUCCGCUUUUUUGCGGCUGUGCGCACUGUGCGCACAGGUUUGCCAUCAAUCAAGAUGGGGGCUGAAGUUUCCCUAAGAGGCUGAAGCCUCUGCCGCCAUCUUGAUUGAUGGCAAACAGCAAAAAACAGCGGAGAAAAAGGUAAGUGAAGCAGGGGGAUAGCGGGCAGUUCGGAAGCUCUUGUCCCGCGAUCCACUGCUCCUGUCCUGCUUCCACAGAUUGCGGGCCCCCAAGAGCUCCAGGCCCCUAGGCUUCAGCCUACUAAGCCUAAUGGAUAAUCCAGCUCUGGAUGUACCAUGUCCUCUGUCCAGUUUUCUGAGGACUUUUUUUCACAAGAGGCCAUUCUGGGAAGUGGUAACACAUAGCAUAAGCAUCUAGUGGGCCUUCCUAGCAACCACAUCCAGACAAAAGUGACUGUUGAUACUUGUUGUUGGUUUUAAUGUGCAUAUGUCCUUAGAUCUAAGUGUUCACCGAUUCUGCUUUCUCAGAAGAUGUCUCCCUGUUACAGUUAAAGGAUCGGCCCUUUCAUACGAUGCUUUAUAAAAGCAGUAAUAGAUUGUGGGGCUGGGAAAUGGCUCCACACUGCUGAUUAGCUGGCUAUGCAUGGCUGGUGGCUUCCAGAAAUAUUACAGUUGGCCACCUGUAAGCCAUGGACCAAUUCUAAAGUGGAAGUGGAAGGAGGAGCCGGCAGGCCCCAGCAUGGAACACAGGUACAUACAGAGCUUGGAAAAGUUACUUUUUUAAACUACAAUUCCCAUCAGCCCCAGCCAGCAUGGUCACUGGAUUGGGCUGAUGGGAGUUGUAGUUCAAAAAAGUAACUUUUCCAAGCUCUGACAUAGCCAGCUGUCUUACAGACAAUCAGACCAAUGGUCCAUCUGUUGUCUGCACUGACUAGCAUGGCUUUCCAGGGUUUCAGACAGGGCACAUUUCCAGCCCUAUAUGGAGACACUGGGACCUUCUGCAUGCAGAGUAGAUGCUGUACUGCUGUGCCAUGGCCCUCCCCCAAACGCAAGGAGCAGAAGACAGGCUACAGGUGGGAAUGGGAUGGUAGCUUGAGAUCAGCCUCAAAAAAUGGCAGAAGAUCAGCUGAACAGGAGGAAAGAAAAAUGAAAGGUGUCAGCCUGGGAGAUGCUGUCCCAUCUGCAGUCUAUUAGCCCCUAUUGUAGUCUUUUUUCUGUUCUCUUGCCUCACACCUCAAACUUUCCCUCCCGUGAACCCUGUUGUGUGUUGUUAAAGGUUUUCACUUUGAUCGUCACCAGGACUCUUUGUGGGGGUUACGCCUGUCCUUUUAACUUCAGGCAUUUAUCAAGGAGCAAGUAUGGUUCCAAGGGCACUGUUUUGCUCGUGCUGUAACAUGUUUAUCAUUUUAAUGCUUUUCUCAUUUUCUUUUGAUUAAACAGACCUGACAAAGUUAUGGAAGAAA